UGGUAAGUUAAGGCUGAGCUGAAACUAACAGGAGUGCCUCUCUCUGUUGUAUGAUGCAUAUUUUCAUCACUCUUUUUUUAUACACUAUGACUCCAAUUUAUAUGACCUCAAGUGUUCCAGUAAAAGCUGAAGUCAAAAUCCUGACCACAGAAAUCCAGAAGACUGAAUCUAUCAUGAUUAAAUGUCAAGGGGACCAGGCAGUAAAAGGAUUUUGUUAUUUUUAUAAAAAUGAAGCUCUUUUCUUUUCGGAGGUAUACAUCACAGAAGAAAAAGCCUGUGUGAUGACUUUGUUUGGGUACCAGUUGUUGGAUCAAAGAACAAUAAAGAGUGUCACUCAGGUGAAUGUGAGCUGUGAAAUUAAAGUCAUAGGAAAUGAUGACAAAUGGACAUCACGCCGCAGCAGGAAGUUGACACUAAAUAUAAAUGAAAACUUAAACAGACCUGCAUUGAGUGCAACGUCUCACAUAACUAGAAAAGAUGCAGCAAUAACGCUGACUUGUGAAUUGCCUCAAACAUUCCCUGAAGCUCACUGCCAUUUCUACAGAGAUGACGAUUUGCAUCCAUUCAAGUCAAAGAGCUCAGAAGAUAACAAGUGUGAGCUGUCUGUGAAUGGACAUGAACUGCUAGGAGGUCGAACUGCAGGGAUGGAGACUGAGAGUCAAGUAAGGUGUGACUACACUCUGAAUAUGAGCCUGGAGAUCCAUUCACAGUACAGCAAUUACACAAGCAUUAUAGUACUGGAGACUACCUGCAGUGUGGAGUGCACCUUAGUAGCUAAAGGAAUUGCAACUGGGUCAUUUUUCAUUUUUGUGGUUUCCCUUCAUCUAUAUGCUCAUCUUAGAUACAGUAAGUAAAAGAAGGGUAGUGAGAGUGCCACUGAUCAGCAGAUGGUGCCUGGACUUUUGAACAGAAAACAAGGUUUCUCUCUUUUAACAUUUACUAGAGACUCAGAUAUUAAAGAUAUUACAUUUGUAUGCAAUAUAAAACAUUGAAUCAAGAAUGUUUACCUAAUCAGCAAUUAAUCUUUGUUGGUGUCUUAUACUAUUUGGACUUAACAUUGCGGUAAAAGAAAUCUAGGCACGUUACCAAACUGGUACUAUAAUACUCCAGUCUUCGGUUUAGAAAUGGUGGACACACCAUCUCAUUUCCUUCUUGGUCAUAUUUCAGUGUUCAUGUCCUUCAUCUUUGAUACCUCAGGGCUUUGCAUGUCUGUAUUGCUAAGAAGCAGAUUUAACAUUUAAUUUCAUCUUUCUUCAGUUAGUUUCAUCUUGUUUUAUUUGUAUUUCUUUGCUCCGUUCCACCCAUUCAAACACAGCUUCUUCCCUGUGUGCCAUUUUGACUUUACUGUUAAGUUUUCAUGUAAUUUCGCCUCAAUUUAUACUAAAAUAAUAUGUUUAAAAUGUAAGUCUUUCUUCCAAAAUCAUAAUCAUCAGCAUAUUCUGCAAAUGCAGAUCAUAUUAUUACCAGAACCCCUUCCAUAGAACACAUUACUCCUGUCCUUCAACAGCUUCACUGGCUUCCUAUUAAAUAUCACAUUGAUUUUAAGAUUCUGCUUAUUACUUACAAGACUCUUCAUAAUCUGGCACCUUCUUAUCUUUCUGAUCUUCUUCACAUCACAAAUUCCUUCUCGUAUCCUUAGAUCUUCUUCCUCUAUCAAUCUUAUUAUAUGUCCUGCUCGGUUAACUACAAUGGGGUUUAGAGCUUUCAGUUAAGUGGCCCCUUGCCUCUGGAACUCUCUCCCACAAGACAUUCAUAAUAUCGGCUAUCUUUCUACCUUUAAAAAUCUCACU
Messenger RNA from Polypterus senegalus (gray bichir), 1790 nucleotides. RefSeq lists its product as uncharacterized. The transcript is spliced from 5 exons. The record is from RefSeq and is a predicted model, not a curated record. NCBI's taxonomy places the organism in Eukaryota, Metazoa, Chordata, Cladistia, Polypteriformes, Polypteridae. The coding region runs from base 51 to 854 and encodes 267 amino acids.